UCAAGUAUGCAUACGUCCCUUGAAAUCCAUGAUAGCCUUCAACCCGCAUGUUGCAUGAUUUCACUCGCAUGUGUACCGUCCUUUUGAUCGCGCCAGACCACCCGUAUGCCUAGACCCAUAGCCUACUAGCAUUAGUGGUCCCAUCUCGAACAGCGGAGACUCAUCUGCCAUACUCAAUUACCUGCAAUGAAAGCAGCGCAAUUCUUCGGAACCCGCGACAUUCGCGUCGUCGACGUCGCUCCACCAACCCCCAAAGAAGACGAAGCUCUUGUAGCCAUUGAAUGGUGCGGAAUAUGCGGCUCGGACCUUCACGAGUAUCUCGCAGGUGAGUCCCUCCCUCGAUAAAGAUACCCACUCACACACUUAGGUCCCUCUAGCGUCCCAAAAAAGGAUGCUCCGCAUCCCUUAUCCGAAGAACACCUUCCCAUGACCAUGGGCCACGAAUUUUGUGGACGCGUCAUCAGCGCACCGCCUGCUUCGGGACUCUCGAAAGGCCAAGCUGUCAUGGUAGAUCCGCGGUUCUACUGCGGUAAGUGCUCGCGCUGCACCGCAUCACAUACGCAUGGUUGCAAAACCUUGGGCCUGAAAGGCUUCCACGGCGGAGGCGGUGGGUUUUCCGACAUGGUAGCCGUGGAGACCAAACACUGCUAUCCUCUUCCCGACUCUGUCGAUCUAAGUCUCGCGGCACUGAUUGAGCCGCUGGCCGUAGCGUGGCAUGCUGUGGAGCUCUGCGAAAUCAAGGAUUGGAGUUCAAAGGCUGUAUUGAUCUUGGGCGGCGGCCCCAUCGGCAUCGCGCAUUCUUCUGUUCUGCGUGCACUCGGCUGCAAGAGUAUCUUCAUCUCGGAACCCACAUCCACUCGAGCUGCUCAGAACAGGGAAGUCGCGGAUCAUGUUAUUAAUCCUAUCUCUGAGCAUGUGGCUGAACGGUGUCGCGAGCUUACGUCUGGGGAAGGUGUUGAUGUAGUUUUUGAUUGUGCGGGCGUGCAGAAGGGUAUGGAUGCUGCUUUCGAUGCACUAGUGUUUCAAGGAGUGUACAUGAACGUUGCGAUGUGGGGUGCUCCCAUGGUCGUACCAGUUAUGACAUUGCUACACAAGGAGAUUGCAUUGAAGGCUAGUGUCAUAUAUACUGAUCGCUCUUUCAGGGAGACAGUUGAUGCCUUUGCCGCAGGGGGAUUCAAAGGCCUUGGAGGAAUGGUCACUUCUCGUAUACACAUCGACGAUAUCAUCGAGAAAGGCUUCGAAGAGCUGAUCAAUAACAAAGAUCAUCACAUCAAGAUCAUGGUAACCCCAAAGAACGAGUGUUUAGGGCAAUAGAUUGGAAU
This is a messenger RNA of Paraphaeosphaeria sporulosa, 1322 nucleotides long. RefSeq names its product NAD(P)-binding protein. Gene Ontology annotation, biological process: butanediol biosynthetic process. Bases 433 to 1314 code for a protein of 293 amino acids. NCBI's taxonomy places the organism in Eukaryota, Fungi, Ascomycota, Dothideomycetes, Pleosporales, Didymosphaeriaceae. Gene Ontology annotation, cellular component: cytoplasm. The record is from RefSeq and is a predicted model, not a curated record. The transcript is spliced from 3 exons. Gene Ontology annotation, molecular function: (R,R)-butanediol dehydrogenase activity.